AUGUUUUUUUGCGGCAUUUAUUAUGAUAUUCAAGAACCAGAAUUGGCAAAAGCCCUCAGAACUAUUUUUCCAAAAGCAUCUAAAAGUGAAAUUCACAAAUAUAUGAAACAACUUUCUGAUGUUGAAGAGGUUAAUAUCCAUCGUGCAAAUCAGCGUAGGGACAAAAAUUCAUAUUGUAUUUUUCACUUCCGAGAUAUGGAAGAACUUUACAGUCUUACACCAAUUGGAGCGGCAAGGUAUCUUUUCAAGAGAGGGGAAGAGGAUGUUAAACCUGAUUUUGUAGAAGAUAAACGAUUUUUUAAUAUUCAUUAG
Entrophospora sp. SA101 is the source of this 312-nucleotide messenger RNA. Lineage: Eukaryota; Fungi; Glomeromycota; Glomeromycetes; Entrophosporales; Entrophosporaceae. The record is from the annotation of a GenBank genome assembly.